GAGAAAGCGUGGGUGGUGGUGGGGGGUCUCUCGCAGAGGAAAGAAAGAUUUGUGAAAUGAUAGGUGGUCGGGCUUUGUUUGGCUGGACUGUUGCGCGCAAUAAGUCGAAGGUUUUCGUGUUUCCUCUACUUGAGGGAUUACUUAGCACCGCUGUGACACCCAGUGGAGCCCUUGUGUCGAGCUUCAGCCCCGGACACUCAGUCUAGUGGAUAACCAACUCCCCCCACUCUCUUCCUCUUCCUCUCUCUGUCAGUGCGUACCCGCCGUGCGUUCUGCAUGCGUCAAAGGAGCACCGUGCGUAACGGGAGAGUCGUGCGUAACUGGAGACAGAUUUCACUCCACUUUGCGCGAGGAUUCUGGAGACCACUGGCGGUGUAACGCUCACUAACAAAGACAUUGAUCGCUGGAACCCGACAUAUUUCUCUUCUGAAACACCUCACGGUUAGCAUUUUCUCCCUCCCUCUCUUUUCUCUCUACGCCAGUUGUACGUCAGAGCUGACAUGACGACCGAGACCCCUCAGCAGCAGCUGGACCCUCCGCCUCCUCUGAGAUCCAGCCCGGCAUCCAGCGUCCUGCAUCCCGCCAUGCUGAGCCCACAAGCCGUCACAGAAAGUUCGUCCACUGCCAGCAAAGGAAAGAAGACGAGCUCUGGUUUGAGGCGGCCGGAGAAGCCCCCGUACUCCUACAUCGCUCUCAUCGUUAUGGCAAUACAGAGCUCCCCUACCAAACGGCUAACACUCAGUGAGAUCUACCAGUUUCUCCAGGCUCGCUUCCCUUUCUUUAGGGGUUCAUAUCAGGGCUGGAAGAAUUCAGUCAGACAUAAUCUUUCACUUAAUGAGUGCUUCAUCAAGCUGCCCAAAGGACUGGGCAGGCCGGGGAAAGGCCACUACUGGACCAUCGAUCCUGGCAGUGAGUUCAUGUUCGAAGAAGGAUCGUUUCGUCGCAGACCCAGAGGUUUCAGAAGAAAAUGUCAAGCUCUGAAGCCCAUGUAUCGGAUGAUGAAUGGCAUAGGCUUCGGCACCUCAAUUCUCCAGCAAAGCUUUGACUUCCAGGCUCCGUCGGCCAGUCUCGCCUGUCACAGUAACAGCUAUAACUUGGACAUGAUGAGCAAUUCAAUGGCCGGGGGGUACGACGGGCUGAGUGGCGGCCACCAUGUACCUCACAUGUCCCCGAGCCCCGGAUCCACAUACAUGGCGAGCUGUCCUGUGCCGCCUAACGGGGACUAUGGGCCGGACAGCAGCAGCAGUCCUGUACCGUCUUCUCCAGCGAUGGCCAGCGCACUGGACGGUCACUCUCCGUACGCCAGUACAUCCGCACACUGGGCGUCCUCUGGCGGGUCUCCCUACAUCAAACAGCAGCCUCUGGCCUCCAGCAGCCCAGCAUCCUCUGGUUUACACUCCGGCAUGUCGCCUUACUCCUUGGAGCAGAGUUAUCUUCACCAGAACGGCAGGGACAAUCACUCCACUGACAUAUCAGUGGGGAUUCCACGCUAUCAGAGCCACUCCUCGGUGUGCGACAGGAAAGAUUUUGUGUUGAACUUUAACGGCAUCUCGUCCUUCCACCCCUCGGCCGGUGGAUCCUACUAUCACCACCACCACCACCAUCCCCAGAGCGUGUGUCAGGACAUCAAACCGUGCGUGAUGUGAGCGGGCUUCAAACACAAGACGGUCACAGUGAAACUGUAGCUCCGUCACAUCUGAACAAACAUAUGGACUUUUUGUCUUUCAUUUUUAUUUUUGAAGGAUUCAUACUAGGAUGUAUCGUGGUGUCACAUGUUUGCCUCCUACAUGCUGCCAAAGUAGCUUUUUUUAACUUGAAAAAAAUAUGCAUUGACGGAAAUGAAUGAAACCCCGGAGGCCUUUAGAAAAACCACUUUGCCUAUAUGAACCCGAACAAGCUUUCUUCUUCAAAAGAAGUUUCUGAAACACGACUUUUAAUGGGUUUGCUCUUGUAACACAUGCAAACAAAUUAUACUCCAUGUAACUAUGUUUUAUCUUAUAGAGUAACUACACGUGACGCUUUAGGCUUUCAUGAACUGCAACAAACCUUGCACUUAUUGUAUAAUCUUUUGCCAUUUUUUUGUUUUGUUAACAGUUUCAAUAAAGCUGAUAUAUAUUUUAGGCUA
Acanthochromis polyacanthus (spiny chromis) is the source of this 2125-nucleotide messenger RNA. RefSeq names its product forkhead box protein F2. The coding region runs from base 501 to 1646 and encodes 381 amino acids. The record is from RefSeq and is a predicted model, not a curated record. Gene Ontology annotation, molecular function: DNA-binding transcription factor activity, RNA polymerase II-specific; RNA polymerase II cis-regulatory region sequence-specific DNA binding. Gene Ontology annotation, biological process: regulation of transcription by RNA polymerase II; animal organ morphogenesis. NCBI's taxonomy places the organism in Eukaryota, Metazoa, Chordata, Actinopteri, Pomacentridae. Gene Ontology annotation, cellular component: nucleus. The transcript is spliced from 2 exons.